Strigops habroptila (Kakapo) is the source of this 2798-nucleotide messenger RNA. It is a transcript of the gene HEPACAM, whose product is annotated as hepatic and glial cell adhesion molecule. The record is from RefSeq and is a predicted model, not a curated record. The transcript has 8 exons. Lineage: Eukaryota; Metazoa; Chordata; Aves; Psittaciformes; Psittacidae. The coding region runs from base 269 to 1492 and encodes 407 amino acids.
AGGUCGCGGGUUCGCGUCCCGCCGCGGACACACAAGGGGAAGGGUGCGGGGGGGGUGUCCCCACCACAGCACCCCAAAAACAACCCGAAAUGUCAGCUCGAGGCCGCCGGGGAGGCGAAAUCCACCAGGACACAGGGCUCUAUUGAGAAGGGCAAGAACAACAACAAAAAAAGAAGGGAAAAAAAAGACUUUAUCCGGGCGGAACGCCAGGCCGGGAGCUCCGCGGGACGUGCCCGGAGUUGGGAAGCGGAGGGAUUCGGGGGGCGAAAUGUGGGGAGCGCCGGCCGCCCCGCGGGGCCACCCCGGUCCCCCCUGCUUGCUGCUCCUGGCUCUGCACACAGGUCUGCUGGCGGGGGUGAACAUCACCAGCCCCGCGGCGCUGGUGCGCGGCACGGCGGGCAAAGCGGCGCUGCUCUCGGUGCGCUACGCCAGCGCCAGCGCCGACAAGCCCGUGGUCAAGUGGCAGCUGAAGCGCGACAAACCCGUCACCGUCGUGCAGUCCAUCGGCACCGAGAUCAUCGGCAACCUACGGCCCGACUACCGGGAUCGCAUCCGGGUGCUGGAGAACGGCUCCCUCCUCAUCAGCCCCUUGCAGUUGUCUGAUGAAGGGGCUUACGAGGUGGAGGUGUCCAUCACCGACGACACCUUCACCGGCGAGAAGACCAUCAACCUCACUGUGGACAUCCCCAUCUCGAAGCCGCAAGUGCUGGUGGCCUCCUCAACGGUGCUGGAGCUCAGUGAGUUCUUCACCCUCAACUGCUCCCACGAGAACGGCACCAAGCCCACCUACACCUGGCUGAAGGAUGGGCGGCCGCUGAGCAACGACUCCCGCCUGCUCCUCUCCCCUGACCAGAAGAUCCUCACCAUCACCCGCGUCCUCAUGGCCGAUGACGAUGUCUACAGCUGCCUGGUGGAGAACCCCAUCAGCCACGGCCGCAGCGUCCCUGUGAAGAUCACUGUCUACCGCCGGAGCUCCCUCUACAUCAUCCUCUCCACGGGCGGCAUCUUCCUCCUCGUCACCCUGGUGACUGUUUGUGCCUGCUGGAAGCCCUCCAAGAAGGAGAAGCGACAAGCGGAGACACAACCAGCUUCCGAAUACACCGAGCAGGACGAGGAGCGCCUGAAGCAUGAGGCUGAGACCAUCCCACGGAGCGCUGAGCACGAGCGCAAGAAUCCAGUGGCCUUGUACAUCCUCAAGGACAAGGACUCUCCGGAGGCAGAGGAGGACUCGGCGCCGGAGCCCCGCGGCGCGGUGGAAGCGGGUUACCCCAGCUCUCCGGUGCCGGCGGCCGGCCGCUCGCCGGGCCCGGUGGGUCGCUCGACGCGGCGCUACCAUCGCUCCCCGGCGCGCUCACCCGCCUCGACGCGCACGCACCGCUCCCCGCCGGGGUCCCCCGCGCGGUCCCGCGGCGCCCCGCGGCUCCUGCGCACCGCCGGCGUCCACGUCAUCCGGGAGCAGGAGGAGGCCAACGCCGUGGAGAUCAGCGCCUGAGCAGGGGGGACACGUGUGUGCCUGCGGUGGCACCGGGCGAGCGGGGACACCGGGCACCGGCCGGCUCGGCGUAAAGUCACUAAUUUGCUAUUGAUCCCACCCGGAGCUCCCCUCUUCCGUCCCCUCUCUUCCUGGGGCGCCGCUUUCAUGGCUUUCCCGCCGGGAUGAGCGCGUGGGGAGCGGGAGGGAGGGAGCGUGUGUGCUGUGCAUGGAGAGAACAUGCAAGAGGCCAUGUAUGGAGCAUGCACGGAGCACAGUGUGCGCACGCUGCGCCGGAAGAGCGAGCGUGGAGCGUGCAGAGAGAACAUGCGUGGAGCAUGAACAGGGGCACAUACAGAGCGUGCAGAGAGAACAUGUAUGAAGCAUGUGCAAGGGCACGUAUGGAGCAUGCACAAGAGCAUGCAUGGAGGGCGCAGAGAGAGCAUGCAUGGGACAUGCAGGAGGGCAUGAAUGGAGCAUGCGCAAAAGCACACAUGGAGCGUGCAAGAGGACAUGGAUAGAACAUGCAUAGGGCAUGCACAGAGAGUGCAGAGGUAUCAUGCAGGGAGCAUGCAGAAAGCGUGCACAAAGCAAACAGCACGUGCAUGGAGCGUGCAAGCGGGCAUGUGCACAACAGAGAGGGUGCAGAGAGAGCAUGUAUGCAGUAAGCAUGCACGGGGCGUGCAAGAGAGAGCAUGAGGGGCACAUAGAACAUGCACAGAGCUUGCAGCCAAAACUGCAUGGACCAUGUGGAGAGCAUGCACAUGGAGAACACGGCUGAAGCAUGCAUGGAGCAUGCAUGGAGCGUGCAGAGAGUACAUGGAGAGAGCGUGUGGGGACAGCGUGCAUGCCAUGAUCACAGAGAGCACACACAGCGUGCAGGGAGCGUGACAAGACAACAUACAUGAAGGGGUAUACACAUGGAGCACACGAGGAGAGCACGCGUGCAGCAUCACAUGGGGUGCGCGCAGAGCACGCAGCAAGAGUGCAGGGGCAUGCACAGAGCAUGUGAAAGAGCUGGCAUGACGCGUGUACCGAGCACACACGAGCACACGAGGAGCAUGCACACAGCACGCCGAGCGAGCACACGUGUACCCGGCGUGUGCAGGAGCACGCGUGCACACGCCACAGCACACACGGUGCACGCAGGCAGCCUAAACGGGGGGGUCCCUCCUCUCCCGUCGCGUCUCCCCCUCCCAGGCCUUCCCGGGAUAUAGGUUUAGGAUGGAAAUCACGGAGCAGCUGGCCCCGGGGUGCCCGGGUGGGUGCUGGGGCACCCUGGGGUGCUUGGGGUGCGCUACUAACCAAUAAACUAAACAUAGUGCCU